AUGGGUGGAAAAGUUUAUGACAUGAAUGGCUUGAAGCUUAACUUGAAGGAGAAUAUUUGCUUGGUAGAGAUAGACAAGAACGUGUUUUGCCAAAUAACUGUUGUUUUCUGUACUUGCCUAUAUUGGCGUGAUGCAAAUGAAAAUUUGGCGUGGUGUAAGUUCGUGCAGAGGAAGAAGAUUGGCGAUUUGGUCGAAGAAUUCGAAGAUUUGGUGUACAGAGAGAUUUCGUUUGAGAGACGCAAAUCACGCAAUGUUGAAGAGCUUUGGGGAUUCGUUGAAUGGUCUAAAAUUGUGUUUGACGGCGGAUAUUACUCUGAUUCUGAUUUCUAUAUGUCUUCCGAUUUCUUUCUACAUUCCGCUCUAGUGACACUUUGA
Messenger RNA from Arabis nemorensis, 375 nucleotides. The record is from the annotation of a GenBank genome assembly. Lineage: Eukaryota; Viridiplantae; Streptophyta; Magnoliopsida; Brassicales; Brassicaceae.